GCCUGCCCUCUCCCAGGGCUGCGGAGGCAGGACAACCAGAGGUGAGGGGUCUCCAGAGGGUCCCCGGAGGGCCUGGGAGGGCCGGGAAGCUGUGGCGACCCCCGCCAGGCCCCACCACUGACCAGCGCGCUCCGGGAAGGGAGCCCGUCACUGCCCCCGGCAACACCCAGGACCCCAGCCGCUGGGACAACGCCUGGAGGGGAACUGACCCCCCGGACCCUCCCCCACCGGACCAGGACUCAGUGUGGACAGCAGCGCAGGGGUCAGGGGCACUGGACGCCCCCCAGCAAGACAGGAGCGCAGCCGCCUCCAGCCCUGCAGGCUUCCCCCCCUUUCCCACACCUGAAACCCCACAAUUCCAUUCGCUUCUGCGCUCUGCGGUGGCGUUUCCAGAAAGUUCCCUGACACGCCUGCAGACCCCACCACAGGGGAAGUUUGAGCAGCCACCAGCGCCCAGAGGAGCUGCCGGAGCCGUGUCCGGGGGAUGACAGAGGCCCCCACGCCAGUCCAGACUGAGGAGAGGGCCAUCCUGCCCAGAGCCCAGCCAUGGGGGGCUCCCGGGCAUUGCUUCUGCUGUGGUUCCUGGUGGUGGCAGCAGGUGGCACGGAGCACGUCUACCGGCCCGGGCGCCGGGUGUGUGCUGCCGGGAUCCCCAUCUCCGAGUCCUUCGUGCAGCGUGUAUACCAGCCCUUCCUGACUACCUGCGAGGGGCACCGAGCCUGCAGCACCUACCGGACCCUCUACCGGACGGCCUACCGCCGCAGCCCCGGGCCGGCCCCUGCCAGGCCUCGCUACACCUGCUGCCCCGGCUGGAAGAGGACCGGCCGGCUCCCAGGGGCCUGCGCGGCAGCCAUUUGCCAGCCACCGUGCCAGAAUGGAGGGAGCUGUGUCCAGCCUGGCCAGUGCCACUGCCCCACAGGGUGGCAGGGUGACACCUGCCAGACAGAUGUAGAUGAGUGCAGCACGAGGGGCGGCGGCUGUCCCCAGCACUGCGUCAACACGGCGGGCAGUUACCGGUGCCGGUCUGCGGAGGGGCCCAGCCCGGCUGCGGAAGGGACGCUCUGCCUGCCCGAGAGAGGGCCCCCCGGGGUGGCCCCCAGCCCCACGCCAGGAGUAGACACGGAGGUGGGGCAGGAAGUUCGGAGGCUGCAGUCGAGGGUGGAGGUGCUGGAGCAGGUGAGGCCGGGGCCGGGGUGCCCGGGAGCCGCUCGGGGGCGAGUCAGGGGCAGCCCAGCGCCCCGUCGUCUCGGGGGGUGUGGUUUGGGCCCCAGGACAGCUGCGGGGACCCCCAGGACAGGAGAAGCCACGCACCGGCUGCACCCCCCCCCCCCCCCGCCCCUGCCCCCCGCGCGGGCUCCGGCCCCUCUCCCGGCGCAGCAGCACCCCCUGGUGGCCGCCCAGGGCCCACCGCCGGGAGCAUUACCCCCCGGGGGAGCAGAGGGGUGGCCCCUUCCCCACCAGCCUCUGCCUCCCCCAGAAGCUGCAGCUGGUGCUGGCCCCGCUGCACGGCCUGGCCUCGCGGGCCCUGGAGAGCGGCCCCCCGGACGCCGGCGGCCUGCUGGCCCACUCCCUGCGGCAGCUGGACCGCAUCGACUCGCUGAGCGAGCAGGUCUCCUUCCUGGAGGAGCAGCUGGGCUCCUGCUCCUGCAAGAAGGAGCUGUGACCCGCCGGCCCGGAGAGCCUGUGGGAUGCCACCUGCCAGCCCCAGACUGCACGGAGCCCCCCACCCCACCCCACCCCACCCACCCCUGCCAUCAGCUGCGAGCCCUGGGCACUGCCAGUCGCCCGCCCCUCCUGCCCCUCCCUACUCGGCCUGGCAUCCCCCUGGUCUUGUGAACUAAGCCCAGACAGACCCAGCACCUGGGUGCCCGCUGCCCACCCCACCCCCCCAGGGCUGAGGGAAGGUACAAGGGCUCCCUGUCCAGGGCCUGGGGCCUGGUGGCACUGAUGGUUGCCUGCCCUAGAAGGGGACCCCAUUCUCUCAUCGUUGUCAGAAUAAAAAUGAGACUUGAGGA
Messenger RNA from Choloepus didactylus (southern two-toed sloth), 2015 nucleotides. It is a transcript of the gene EGFL7, whose product is annotated as EGF like domain multiple 7. The transcript has 10 exons. Gene Ontology annotation, molecular function: calcium ion binding; signaling receptor binding. Bases 547 to 1836 code for a protein of 429 amino acids. Lineage: Eukaryota; Metazoa; Chordata; Mammalia; Pilosa; Megalonychidae. The record is from RefSeq and is a predicted model, not a curated record. Gene Ontology annotation, cellular component: cell surface; extracellular region. Gene Ontology annotation, biological process: anatomical structure development.